This is a messenger RNA of Xenopus laevis (African clawed frog), 5136 nucleotides long. RefSeq names its product protein kinase C epsilon type (gene prkce.L). Bases 806 to 3070 code for a protein of 754 amino acids. The record is from RefSeq and is a predicted model, not a curated record. The transcript has 16 exons. Lineage: Eukaryota; Metazoa; Chordata; Amphibia; Anura; Pipidae.
ACACUCACUCAAACACUCUCUAGUUAUGACGCGUUUCGUGCAUUUCCUGCAUUACAAGGCGAGGGGAGGAGUUGGGGGCGGUGCUAAUGAGCGGCGGUACGAGGAAUCCAGCGGGGAUCUGCGCCUCUCAUCUGUGUCCCUGCAACCCAAGCCCAGUAAUAACAACAGCAGCAGCAGCAGCAGCAGCGCGAGUAGAGCCCAGUCCGGCGGUGCAGUCCCCGGGGCAUGCGGGCGGGAGGAUCCCGUGUGAGGACUGCGGGUGUGAGCGAUUUCCCGGCUGCUGGGGGAGCAGCUUGUAGUCUCAGAGGCAGGGGGAGCGGCUGAUCACAGGCAGCGUUUUGCCAGGAAAGCCCAGAUUUCAGCAGCAGCAGCUUCGAGUCGUGUCCAUGGAUGAGCCGAUACGGUAGGGAGGAGAGAAGCAGCCACGGCGGGAUUAUCGGAGGAUUUGCACAGACACCCCCGCCUUGUUGUUACAGCCCGAGUAUUAUCCACUGCCAGAGGAAUAGGGACAAGCGGAGCGCAUGGGCGGGCGGUGAAUAGUGGAGCGCGGAUCGUAAUAUUUCCGCCCCCCUCCCCCGCCCAAUAGGGAGAUGCAGAGGUGCAACUUGUACUGACUGCGCCCAUUACACCAUAGAGCGCACAUAGGAGCAAGCACUUUGCUUUUUCAGCGCUAAUGCCCCAUUUUUACCCUUCCCCAUCUUAAUGCACUAGCUGUGGCCCUUGCACUUGUCUGUGGCCUGGCAUUGUGCCUCCAUUGCCCAGCUCUAGUUACACCUCUGCUAGGAAACACCCCCCAUCGCCCACCAUGGUUGUAUUCAAUGGCUUGCUGAAAAUUCGGAUUUGUGAGGCCACCAACCUGAAGCCCACUGCCUGGUCCCUGAGACACGCCGUGGGGCCCCGACCCCAGACCUUCCUGCUGGACACAUACAUUGCCGUCAAUGUGGAUGACUCCAGGAUAGGACAGACCUCCACCAAGCAAAAGUCCAACAACCCCACCUGGCACGAUGACUUCUCUACUGACGUCUCCAACGGCAAGAGGAUCGAGCUGGCGGUCUUCCACGAUGCUCCCAUAGGGUACGACGACUUUGUGGCCAACUGCACCAUCCAGUUUGAGGAUCUACUGCAAAACGGGAGCCGGCACUUCGAGGACUGGAUUGAUCUGGAGCCCGAAGGAAAAGUAUACGUCAUCAUUGAUCUGUCUGGGUCCUCAGGUGAAGCAGCACCCAAAGAAAAUGAAGAGCGAGUAUUCAGGGAACGGAUGCGGCCCAGGAAGCGGCAGGGUGCUGUCCGACGCAGGGUCCACCAGGUUAAUGGGCACAAGUUUAUGGCAACCUACCUUAGACAACCAACCUACUGUUCCCACUGCCGAGAUUUUAUAUGGGGAGUUAUAGGAAAACAGGGAUACCAAUGUCAAGUUUGCACGUGUGUUGUUCACAAGAGGUGCCACGAGCUCAUAAUAACCAAAUGCGCCGGCCUAAAGAAACAGGAGACCCCCGACGAGGUGGGUUCUCAGCGUUUUAGUGUAAAUAUGCCCCACAAGUUUGGCAACCAUAACUAUAAAGUACCCACCUUCUGUGACCACUGUGGUUCAUUACUCUGGGGACUGAUGAGACAAGGUUUGCAGUGUAAAGUCUGUAAAAUGAACGUUCACCGGCGCUGUGAGUCAAAUGUAGCACCCAACUGCGGCGUGGACUCUCGGGGCAUUGCAAAAGUAUUGGCGGAUCUUGGGGUCACACCGGAUAAAAUCACAGCGGCCGGGCAGAGAAGGAAAAAGAAAAGAAACGCCCUUAUAUUUUCGCCAAUGCAGUUGAUUGCAGGAGCGGAGACACAGCAGCCAGUCCCUGGGGGUCCGGUGGUUGAAGACGAUAGGUCAAAAUCUGCACCAACUUCUCCAUGUGAUCAGGAAAUUAAAGACCUGGAAAACAACAUCCGGAAAGCUCUGUCGUUUGAUAACCGGGGGGAAGAACACAAGUCGACAGCUACGGCCGCCACAGAGAACCAGCUGAGCAGCACCGGGGAAAAUGGAGAGAACGGCGAUGUAAAACUGCAUGAGAACAAGAGAACAGGACUGGAAGAGUUCAACUUCAUCAAAGUAUUAGGAAAAGGCAGUUUUGGAAAGGUGAUGUUGGCCGAACUGAAGGGCCGGGAUGAGGUUUACGCUGUAAAAGUCCUAAAGAAAGAUGUCAUUCUGCAAGAUGAUGAUGUCGACUGUACGAUGACAGAGAAAAGGAUUCUAGCGUUGGCCCGGAGACAUCCCUACCUGACCCAGCUCUACUGCUGCUUCCAGACAAAGGACCGCUUAUUUUUUGUCAUGGAGUAUGUGAAUGGAGGGGAUCUAAUGUUCCAGAUUCAGCGCUCUCGUAAAUUCGAUGAACCUCGCUCGCGGUUUUAUGCCGCAGAAGUCACCUCAGCCCUCAUGUUUCUUCACCAGCAUGGUGUUAUAUACAGGGACCUUAAACUGGACAAUAUUCUUCUGGAUGCAGAAGGUCACUGCAAACUGGCCGACUUUGGGAUGUGUAAGGAAGGAAUAUUGAAUGGCGUCACUACAACCACCUUCUGCGGAACGCCAGAUUACAUAGCUCCCGAGAUACUUCAAGAGUUGGAAUAUGGACCAUCAGUUGACUGGUGGGCUCUGGGUGUUCUAAUGUAUGAGAUGAUGGCCGGUCAACCUCCCUUUGAAGCAGACAAUGAAGACGAUCUCUUUGAAUCCAUCCUUCACGAUGAUGUUCUGUACCCAGUUUGGCUCAGUAAAGAAGCUGUCAGCAUUCUGAAAGCAUUUAUGACAAAGAAUCCCAAUAAAAGAUUAGGGUGCGUGGCCGCGCAGGGCCUGGAGGAAGCCAUCAAGCAACACCCGUUUUUCAAAGAAAUCGAUUGGGUACUUCUGGAGCAAAGGAAAAUCAAGCCUCCUUUCAAACCACGAAUUAAAACCAAACGUGACGUAAACAACUUUGACCAGGAUUUCACACGAGAAGAACCUGUGCUAACACUGGUGGAUGAAGCCAUAGUAAAGCAGAUCAAUCAGGAGGAAUUCAAAGGCUUCUCUUACGUUGGGGAGGAUCCGCUGCCCUAAGGAGCUGCUCCCACGAGCAGGAGUUUUAAGGAGUCACCAUGGGAGUGAGAUUUAAUGGAUUCAACGGUCUUGUUCUACUAUGAGCCUCCACUAUGUAAAGAGUUUAUUAUUUAUUACCUGUUUUUUUUUUUGUUAUUUCUCAAAGGCACUCCUAAUUUCUCUUACAGAGCAAUGCAAACUGUUUAUUUCUUAUGUUUAAGAAACUAGCUGUAACACACUGCCGUGACCACAGUAUACUAGAAAACCUGAUUUUUAUUAAUUUUAUUUGAAGUUUUUUUUUAAUUUACAGCAAAAGUAUAGUUGGGGACAAACGGGUUCAAAUAAUGAAUAUCUGAACACUGACUUGAAAAGAGAACAGGGUGUUACCCAAAGGUUCUUCUGGCCUCCCAUUUAUAACCAAUUAUCUUGCCCAAGAUCUUCUCUAAAUUAAGGGCAUGUCCAACUGUGCCCGGAUUAGGAUAGUUUGGGCGUGUUACUUAAUAUUUAAUAAUAUUCCAAGUAGACCUGCUGAGAGAUAUGCGUUUAUUAUAUCUGUAUAUCAUUUCCAUGGUUCUGCUUAAACCACUGCCACAGGUCUGCACCCUAAAAUCAAAGUUGAUAAAUAUGGAGGACCUUUCCGAUCUGUCAGUUUUUCUAGAGUGAUGGCAGAAGAUAUAUAGAUGCUCCAGGUCUAGUAACCCAUAGUACCCAAUGAGAUGUUUGGAUUUAAACAGUUGACUGAUUGGUCACAAUGGGUUUUUAGAGCUGGGGCAAAUUUUGUAUCCUUUGCAUUAACCACUUUGUCCUCAAACAGCCCACGGUUUAUUGCAACCAAGCGGUGCCAUUGGGUCUAGGUUUAUCUGAAGCAUCAGAGGCUUUUGGAGAGAGCCAUUUUCAGGGCUGGAUUUAGAUUAAAGCAGGUGAGACGGAGUUGGCCCUUGGCCACCAUGUUCUAAAGUGUCCCUUGGGUGGGACAAAAUCAUAGAUAAAAUAGAAAUAACUUAUUAUAUUGUGUAAUAGAUACACAACACCUUUGAAUGGGUGUCCCAGACUUCCUACAUUGCCAGGAUCACCCAUGACUUCUUUCAGCUCUGCCCUGGACAUUCUGUUUAGGCAGAUAUUUUAGCAGCAACCUGUUCUUUUAUCCAUCCACUGACUGCCUCUUUCUUUAUGGUUGCCUGUUAUUUCAGGGCCAAUUAACACUACUCGUCAUUAGAAGUAUUAGAUUGUACUCUACCGGUGAUAGUUUUACCCCUAUCACAAAUGGGCCACACACUCAUCCUGGGUGAGCAGAACAGCUCUUAGUUUCUCCCAUAACUUCCAGAAGUUGAACACCUACCUAUAGACAGGAUAUAUUUGCACCAUCAAUGUUGCAUUAUGUUGCUCUUCAUGAGCUGCUCUUUGAAGCAUUAACAAAUAGAACGACUUGUCCUUGUCGUAGAAGCAAAUUUGGUUAGGGAUACCAUAUCUUACUCGGUUGAGCUGUUCUCUUCCACCGGCUUCACAGUUACUUUUAGGUUUCUAUCUUAAGUUCUAUUAAGAUAUGCAAAUAUUUACAUGCAUGUGUGCCAAUACAGUCUGCUAACAGCAACUUGUACUUUGGAACACAUAUCCCUUUAGGUCUCCAAUGGUCUUAUUAUUGUGUAGUACUUUGGAGACCUUCAGCAUAGUAGGAGCAGUAUUUCUAGGUGGAAAGGUGUUGCACACCAUUCAUAGCACUUCUGUGUUUAUUAGCCUAUGUCUCACUCAUAGGCUUUUUGUGGAAUUAGUUGGUGGAGUUGUAGGCUGGACAUUCCUGAAAUGAUCAGUAUCAAUAUCUAACAAGUAUUAUAAAAUGUUUUCCCUGUUGGUCCUGCUCUGCCUUGAUCCUAAAAAACAGCCUUGGUUGUGCACAAUGUUUUGUCCUACCCAAAUGACACCAUUUUGAUUGGUUGUAAUCUGUGAGUUGGGGAUAAAAUGUGGUUUGGACUUAAGGUGGCCAUACACGGAGAGAUCCGCUGGUUUGGCGAUGUCGCCAAACGAGCAGAUCUCUCCCCGAUAUGCCCACCUUGAGGUGGGCAAUAUCGGGCUGAUCCGAUCAUGGGCCC